This is a messenger RNA of Caenorhabditis angaria, 1239 nucleotides long. The record is from the annotation of a GenBank genome assembly. Lineage: Eukaryota; Metazoa; Nematoda; Chromadorea; Rhabditida; Rhabditidae.
AUGAAUAAGAACGAUUGUAUGUUCAGAUUACAUAACACUGAUGUGAGUUUUGGUUGAAAAAUUGUCUAAAAAUUCAGAAAUCAAAAUUUUCCAGACAACGAAAGAAAUAAUAAGCGCAGCUGUAAAUGCAUUUUGUGACAUGAGAACUGAUGCGUGUCUAAGUAUCGAUUUGAACUUUGAACGAUGUAUCAGAACCGACUCGAUUACCGAUACUUUCAGUCGAGUGAAAAUCGAAGUUUUGAAAGCGGAAGAUUAUCGCGCGCCAGUGAAACCCGCGUUGAAAUGGAGCGAAGAUGAUCAAAAUUGGAUUUCCAAAUGUGGGGCGGGUGGAUCAAUUCGGAAACCUACAAAAUAUACAAAAUUUGAGGAAAAGCCUGGAAAACCCAAUCAUUCUGCUGAUUUCUUCAAGGAAGAACCGGAAGAGAAAUUGAUUUUGUUGAUGAAGAAGAGGAAGCCAGAAAAACAUCGCGCAAUUUUUUGGGAAAUACCAUCUGCUGAAGUUUAUGCUGUGAGAUUUAGUGAUUUCGGAAAGAGAAAGGUCAACUUCAGAAAAUCAGCGACAGAUGUUCGAACAGCUCAAGAAGUGCCUGCGGUUCGAGAAAAAGGUGACUCCAGUGAUGCGACGGAUAACGAUGCAACACUACUCAAAACUGAUGGAUUGUCACGCGAAUCAGCAUCCGAGGAUUCAACAUUGGUUAUGAAAUCAAGACCAGUUGCAUCUGUGGAAACAGUUGUGACUGACGAACUAUUGAAAGAAGUUGAUUUGAAACAAGAACCACCGAAAAAAAUUGUGCCAAAGCGCGAAUUUUCGAUAAGAGAGUCAAAAAGAGAACCGGAAAAAGAAAAAUCGAAAGAGACUUCUGAAAAAGCAAUUAACACUGAAGAAAAACCAAAAGAAAUUGCUGACAAAUCUGUGAAUACAGAAGCAAAAGAAGAAAAAAUUGAACCAAAAGAAGAUAAGGCUGUGAAUACUGAAGAAAAAGUUGAACCGGAAAAACCCAAAGAAAUCAAAGCUGUGAACACUGAACCCAAAUCUGUGUUUGUAAGUUGAGACUUGAAGUAGAAUCUAUUCCAUACAAAUUCAUUGAAAUUUUUCAGAUUCCAUCAGUUCGACGUCGCGCAGAUGCUGGAGAUUUGACAAUUUUGGAGAUUGAAAAUGGAAUUACCAAAUUCACCGCUUCAACACGUCAUCUUCAUAGAAAAAAACCGAAAUUUAAAAAGAGUGCAUCGAGAAAAUAA